This is a messenger RNA of Choloepus didactylus (southern two-toed sloth), 4666 nucleotides long. RefSeq names its product up-regulator of cell proliferation-like. The record is from RefSeq and is a predicted model, not a curated record. Gene Ontology annotation, molecular function: GTP binding. NCBI's taxonomy places the organism in Eukaryota, Metazoa, Chordata, Mammalia, Pilosa, Megalonychidae. The transcript has 6 exons. Bases 331 to 3120 code for a protein of 929 amino acids.
CACAGCUCGGACUCGGGCGCCCGGGCGGGCUGGGGCGGUGCGCUGACCCUGGCCCCAGGCCGCCCGGGAUCCUCCCCAAACCUGCCCGGCCCCGGGACCCCCGACCCUUCGCCGGGCCCCGGAACCUCUCGGCCCGACCCACCCGCACCCCAGGCCCUGACCCUUUGCCCGCCCGGGCCCGAUCCCCGCCUGUCCCCGACACCCCCCCACCCCGCCUGGAGCGCGGCCGGCCGCGGGGCGCACAGGCUGGCGGGCGGAGGCCCCUCCCCGGCGCGGAGUCGCCGCGCGGAGGAAGCGGAGGAGGCGCCGCGCCGAGACCUCGCCGCGCUCAUGGCGUCUCCCGGGAUAGAAGUGGAAUUACUGGCCAAAGGACAUUCAGAUUUGGGAGAAGUGGCCCCAGAAAUAAAAGCAUCAGAAAGACGAACAGCCCUGGCCAUUGCAGAUUUGGAAUGGAGAGAGAUGGAAGGAGAUGACUGUGAAUUUCAUUAUGGAGAUGGUACAAAUGAGGCUCAGGACAAUGACUUUCCAACAGUGGAGAGAAGCAGACUUCAAGAAAUGCUGUCACUUUUGGGACUAGAGAUGUACCAGAUCCAGAAACUCAGCCUGCAGGAUGCUCUGCAGAUCAGUUUUGACAGCAUGAAGAACUGGGCCCCUCAGGUACCCAAGGACCUGCCUUGGAACUUCCUGAGAAAGCUGCAGGCCCUCAACGCCGAGGCCAGAAACACCACAAUGCUGCUGGACGUGCAGCUGGACGCCAGGGCCGUGGAGAAGGAGAGCUGGAUGGAGGAGGAGACCGUGUACUGGGACACGGCUGAGGAGCUCGCAGCUGACAUCUACUCUUUCUCAGAGCUGCCGACCCCCGACACACCAGUGAACCCCUUGGACCUCCUCUGCGCCCUUCUUCUUUCCUCAGACAGCUUCCUGCAGCAGGAGAUCCUCCUGAGAAUGUCCCUCUGCCAGUUUGCACUCCCUCUCGUCUUGCCCGACUCGGAGAACCACUACCACACGUUCCUGCUGUGGGCCAUGCGGGGCGUCGUGAGGACGUGGUGGUCGCAGCCCCCGCGGGGGCUGGGAGGCCUCCGAGAAGACGGCGUGGUUCUCUGCAGAAUGCCCACUUUUGCCUUCGUGCGCAUGGAUGUCAGCAGCAACUCCAAGUCCCAGCUCCUCAACGCCAUGCUCAGCCCAGGCUCCAGGCAGCGCGACUGCUUCUGGCACCGGGAUCUGAACCUGGGCGCCAACCCUCGGGAGAUCGCGGAUGGGCUGGUCGAGAUUUCCUGGUUUUUCCCCGGCGGCAGGGAGGACGCGGACGUUUUCCCGGAGCCCGUGGCCUUCCUGAACCUGAGGGGCGACAUCGGGUCCCACUGGCUGCAGUUCAAGCUCCUGACGGAAAUCUCCUCCGCCGUGUUUAUCCUGACCGACAACAUCAGUAAGAAGGAAUACAAACUGCUCUACUCCAUGAAGGAGUCCGCCACGAAAUACUACUUCAUCCUCAGCCCCUACCGUGGGAAACGGAACACGAACCUGAGGUUCCUGAACAAACUGGUCCCCGUGCUGAAAAUAGACUACUCGCACGUCCUGGUGAAGGUGAGCAGCACGGACGGCGAGCGCUUCGUGCGCAGGGUGCAGGCCAUUCUGCGCCACGCGAUGAGGCCCCCCUGCAGGCGGGUGUCCGUGGAGGACAUGGCCAGCGCUGCCCGCCGGCUGGGCCUGAAGGUGGACGAGGACUGCGAAGAGUGCCAGAAGGCGAAAGAGCGGGCGGAGAAAAUCACCAGGAAGGUCAAAGACCCCGAGGCCUACAGAAGGGAGGAGCUGAGGCUGCAGGGAGAGCCUUGGCGGAAGGCGGCGCAAGUGGAGAGGGAGCUGGGCCGGCUGCCGUGGGCCGGGGACCCUCCGGAGAGGCAGCGGGCCGAGCUCAGGGGCCGGCUGCUGGAGCUCCGGCUGCAGCAGAACCGCCAGGCGCCGGCGGGGGCCCUGCAGGAGUUCGUUGCGGGUGUCAGUAGCCCCUCCGUGGGCGAGAAGCAGUACUUCCUGAGGUGGAUGGAGCUGGGGCUGGCACGCGUGGCCCAGCAGAGGCCAAGGCCGCCUCCAGAGACCCGCCUCACCCUGCGGCCGAAAUACUGCGCCGCCGUGGACUUCCCCGAGCGGCCAGAGCCCAUGGGGGUGGAGCAUUUCCUGCGGGAGAUGGGGCAGUGUUUCGAGGCCGAGAGCUACCUCGUGGAGGCCGGGAAGCUGCCGGCAGGCCAGAGGCGCUUUGCCCACUUCCCUGGCUUGGCCCUGGAGCUGCUGCUGAGGGGCCUGCCCUUGGAGCUGGUCGAUGGGAGCGCGCUGAGCGUCCCCCUCCGCUGGGUCACCGGGCUGCUGAAGGAGCUGCACGUGCGGCUGGAGAGGAGGUCGCGCCUCGUGGUCCUCUCGGCCCUGGGAGCCCCCGGCACCGGCAAAUCCACCCUCCUGAACACCAUGUUCGGCCUGCGCUUUGCCGCUGGCCGGAGCUGCCGUCCCCGAGGGGCCUUCAUGCAGCUCGUUGGGGUGGCCGAGGGCUUCGGCCAGGACCUGGGCUGCGACCACAUUCUGGUGAUAGACUCUGGGGGGCUGAUAGGCGGGGCCUCGCCCGCGGCCGGGGAGCGCUUUGAGCUGGAGACGUCCCUGGCCACCCUGAUCAUGGGCCUGAGCAACGUCGCUGUGGUCAGCCUGGCCGAGACGAGGGAUGUGCCGCUGGCGAUCCUGCACGCGUUCUUGAGGCUGGAGAAAACGGGGCACCUGCCCAGCUACCAGUUCGUGUACCAGAACCUCCAUGACGUGGCUGCCCCCAGCCCCAAGCUGACAGACAGGAGGCAGCUCCUGGAGCAGCUGAGUGAGGUGAGCAAAGCUGCAGCCCACAUGGAGAAGCAGGGGGCAAGCGCCCGGACGCCGGCCAGUGGGGCCUUCUGCGACCCCACGAAGCAGCACGUGUGGCACAUCCCCGGCUUGUGGCAGGGCACGCCCCCCAUGGCCUCCGUGAGCCUGGGCUACAGCGAAGCCAUUUUCGAACUCAAGAGGUGCCUGCUUGAGAACAUCAGGAACGGUCUCUCCAACCAGAACAAGAACAUCCAGCAGCUCAUCGAGCUGGUGAGACGGCUGUGAGCGCUGCAGAGAAGUGGUUCAGCUGCAGGAAACCCGCUAUGAGCGGGGGACUGGGCGUGCCCACCUGGGGACCUUCCGCGGGGCAGGGAUGGUGCAGCCGAACGAGGGGCUGGUGCCUGGUCCAGCGUGGAAGGGGAGACAAGUGAGUGAUCGGGAUUUCCGGGUCUGCUGAACAGUGUUAAAAAGAGAAACAGCCUCUUAAAUGGGUUCAGAGAUGCUAUCGGGGGUGUAAAAGGCUCCCAGUGAGAGACGUUUGGAAACCCCCAGUGCCUGGGGCUGGGGGGUGGGGGGAAGACACAGGAGCGCUGAUUUGUUCCCUGGUUUUUAGCCCCUCUCAGGCCCCUCUGAGUCGCGUCUCCCACUGACCCCUGUGGUGUGUCACUGUCCUCCAUCUCCCCACGCCGAGGUGGUUGGAGGAUGCCCAGGGUGGAGGCGGUGAGGCUGUCCUGGGGAAGUCCAGGGGCUCCUGCCAGCUCCUGAGGCGUCUGGGUGAUGCAGUCCUGGCACAGUAUUUAUUGGCUGAGCGGUGAAGCCGCCCCCAGCCCCCACCCCGGGAAGAGUUAGCUGCUCCCGCUGUCAUGCCCACAGCACUUUGUUUUUACCUCUAGGACAACACUCAACAUGGCGCGUUGUGAUUUAUCUGUUUACAUGUCUGUCCCCCUAGACUGUGAGCUCCUUGAGGGCAGGGACUGACUGCACAUUACCCACCAUUGUACCCCCCAGCACCCAGGACCACACCUGGCACUGUGGGCGCUUAAUAAAUAUUUGGUGAGUGAAUGGAAUGAAUGGAUGCACAGGUGGCAGCCAUGGGGUCUUCCCACCUCUCUGUGCCUUAGUUUUCCUGUUCCUCAAGGAGGGCACCAGCACCUGCCUCAUAGAGUGUCAGAAGGGGGGGACUCUGCAGAGAAGGAGUCACGCUGCACCGGUCCCCUCUUCUCUCCUGGGAGACCGAAGCUGCACUCACUCUUGCAUCACAGAGGCAGGCUCAGUGGGACGAGGAGGGAAGCACAAUGCCAAGAAAAGGUGUAGUAGGAUCAGUUAGAACAGGAUAUGAUUGACGGUACAGUGGGGCACCAGACGGGGAAUAUUUUUUUAUGCACAAUUACAGAUCCAUACUGAAACAACGCAUAGACAGAAAUACAUGACCACUCCCUACUCUGUAGUUUUCAGAUUUCAGGACUGCUCCUGGCAGGCCUCCUCACCGGGACGUUGGAAAGUCUGGGCCUCUGGACAUUUUCCCUAAUUAAAACAAACCAAGCUGGACUCAGAUCUGAAGGAAAUGGUUUGAAUACUUUGGUACAAUUUUUCUUGUCAUGCUAGAGUUACUCGGUGUCAUCCGCCAAAGUGGCUUGAUGCUCCUACGUCAAUAUUUAUUUCUAUAACCAUCAUCUAGCCCAGGAGCAGGCCAACUGUAAAGGGCCAGAUAAUAAAUAUUUAGGCUCACGGGUUGUCCGGUCUGUGUUGCAGUGCGAAAGCGACCACAGACAACACGUAAACCGAUGGACGUGGCUGUGUUCCAAUAAAACUUCAUUUAUGGACACUGAAA